This is a messenger RNA of Phragmites australis (common reed), 2087 nucleotides long. RefSeq names its product laccase-25-like. The transcript is spliced from 5 exons. The coding region runs from base 418 to 1899 and encodes 493 amino acids. Gene Ontology annotation, molecular function: hydroquinone:oxygen oxidoreductase activity; copper ion binding. Gene Ontology annotation, biological process: lignin catabolic process. The record is from RefSeq and is a predicted model, not a curated record. Gene Ontology annotation, cellular component: apoplast. Lineage: Eukaryota; Viridiplantae; Streptophyta; Magnoliopsida; Poales; Poaceae.
UAACUCUCUCAUCCUGUCAUGCAUAUCCCUUCCAGUCACUUGUAAAACAGUUUUUCUCUGACAUAUCAAUCUGGUCGUCUUUGUUGCUAUCAUUGGCUAUAGUCUGUGUGUUCUUGGUAACACAUGCACAAGCCCAUGGCUACGACUUGGUUACUGCUUCUGCGUUUCGGUCUCAUCGCCUUGUUUGCCUCUGCUGCUCAAGCUGCUGUCGUGGAGCACACUUUCAAUGCCAGCAAACUUGCUAAUUGCACUUUUGCCCGUUGUGUUUAUCGUUAGCUCGGGAACCUGUCGAUAAGCCAGCUGUGCAAGCCGGCGAGGAUCAUCACGGCGGUGAAUGGCCGGCUCCCCGGCCCGACGAUCGAGGCCCGGGAGGGCGACACGGUGGUUGUUCACCUCGUCAACGGCUCACCAUACAACAUGACCAUCCACUGGCACGGCAUAUUCCAGCGUGGCACGCCGUGGGCUGACGGGCCGGCGAUGGUCACGCAGUGCCCCAUCAAGCCGGGCGCCAACUACACGUACCGCUUCGACGUGACCGGCCAGGAGGGCACGCUGUGGUGGCACGCCCACAUCUCCUUCCUCCGCGCCACCGUCUACGGCGCGCUCGUUAUCCGCCCCCGCGGCGGCGCCAAGGCCUACCCCUUCCCCACGCCCCACAGGGAGGAGACCGUCAUCCUCGGCGAGUGGUGGAACGCCAACGUCUACGACCUCGAGCAGAUGGCGUUCUUGACCGGCAUCCCGGCGCCGCACGCGGACGCCUACACCAUCAACGGCAAGCCGGGAGACUUCUACAACUGCUCCCACGCUAACCAGACGCACAAGUUUCAGGUGCAGAGCAACGAGACGUACUUGCUCCGGAUCAUCAACGCGGCGCUGAACACGCCCUUGUUCUUCAAGGUGGCGAACCACAGCUUCACCGUAGUCGGCGCAGACGCGGCCUACACCACUCCGUACGAGACCGACGUGGUGGUGAUCGCGCCCGGGCAGACCGUGGACGCGCUCAUGGUCGCGGGCGCCGCCGUCGGGAGAUACUACAUGGCGGCGUCACCUUACGAUAGCGCCAUCCCACAGGGCCCGGAAUUCAGCAAGACCAUUGGAACGGCCCUCGUGGAGUACAUUGGCUCCACCGGGGAGGAGACGCCGCAGCUGCCGUGGCUGCCGGAGUACACCGACACCGACACUGCGUUCCGGUUCCUCUCCAACCUGACGGCGCUGGUGCUCCCUGGCAAACCGACCGUGCCGCUCUCCGUGGACACUCGCAUGUUCGUCACCGUCGGGCUCGGCGUCUCCGACUGCCAGCCGAGGCAGCUGUUCUGCAAUCGGAGCGGCACCGUCUUCUCGUCUAGCAUGAACAACGCCUCCUUCGUUCUCCCCACUGCCGUCUCCAUGCUCCAGGCCCACUACAAUAACGCUUCGGCCGGCGUCUACACCCGCGACUUCCCCGACCGGCCGCCGGUCAUCUUCGACUACACCGCCGACGCGAGCAACAACGCCACGAUGCAGUUCACGAACAAGUCGACCAAGGUCAAGACGCUGAGGUACAACGAAACGGUGGAGAUGGUGCUGCAGAACACACGGCUGAUCGCCAAGGAGAGUCAUCCCAUGCACCUCCACGGCUUCAACUUCUUCGUACUCGCACAAGGCUUCGGCAACUAUGAUGCGAAGACGGCAGCGCCACAGUUCAAUCUCAUCAACCCGCAGGAGCGCAACACCGUCGCCGUCCCCACCGGCGGCUGGGCCGUCAUCCGCUUCGUGGCAAACAACCCUGGGAUGUGGUUCAUGCACUGUCAUUUCGACGCCCAUCUUGAUUUGGGGUUGGCAAUGGUGUUCGAGGUUCAGGACGGGCCGACGGCAGAAACAUCGGUGCCUCCACCUCCUGCAGACCUUCCACUGUGCUAGACAUCAUUGUGAAUUGUAAUUGUUUGAAUUUGUGAACUGUAAUUGCUAGACAUCAUUUGACUUAUUUGUCAGCUCAUAAGAUUGUGAUAGUUGCAUAGAGCAGAUGGAUAUCAUUUUUAUUUGUAUGUCAAGUCAUAGUUAUCAUUGUUUGGAUUUGGUGCAUAAAUAAAUGGAUAUAUCAACAGAUU